AUGUCUGCCGAAGAAGAAAUCAAGAAGUCUAAGAAAAGAACCUCAGAUGAUGGUUUGAAGGAAGAGAAAAAGCACAAGAAGCACAAGAAGGAUAAGAAGGAAAAGAAGGAGAAGAAAGACAAGAAGGACAAGAAGGACAAGAAGGAAAAGAAGGAAAAGAAGGACAAGAAGGACAAGAAGCAUGAUGACACCGAGGAAACUGAAACCAAGUCAAAGGAUUCUAAGAGUGUUUUCACCAGUUCUUCUUCUGAAGCUGAUAUCAAGAAAUUCCUUAAAGAUAAUGAAGUGGAAAUCAAAGACCCAUCCUCCAGCUCUCAGUUGCAACCGGUUUUGUCAUUCUCUGAAGUCAACGUUGAUUCAAGAAUCCAAAAAUGCUUUUCUGGUUUCAAGGCUCCAACUCCAAUUCAAGCUGCGUCUUGGCCAUAUCUUUUCAAUGAUAAUGACGUGAUUGGGGUUGCCGAAACUGGGUCAGGUAAAACAUUUGCAUUUGCGGUUCCAGCCAUUAACCACGUCCUCAAUACCAAAUACAAUAAAGGUAAGCCACAAAUCUUGGUUGUUUCCCCAACCAGAGAAUUGGCCAUUCAAAUCUACGACAAUUACAAGAUCCUUGCUGACGCCACAAAUACCCACUGUUGUUGUGUGUACGGUGGGGUUCCAAAAGAUCAACAACGUCAAGAUAUCAAAAUCUCCAAUACCAUCAUUGCCACUCCAGGUAGACUUAUUGACUUGCUCGAAGAAGGGUCCAUCGAUUUAUCCGAUGUCUCAUAUUUGGUUUUAGACGAAGCAGACAGAAUGUUGGAAAAAGGGUUUGAAGAAGAUAUCAAGAAAAUCUUGUCGAGUACCAAGACCGGUAAUAGACAAACCGUCAUGUUCACUGCUACUUGGCCAGAAGAAGUUCGUAAAUUGGCUAGCAGUUUCAUGAACGAACCAGUGAAGGUUACUAUUGGUAACAGAGACGAAUUGACCGCCAACAAGCGUAUUACCCAAAUUGUCGAAGUUAUUGAUCCAGAUGUCAAGGAAAGAAGAUUAUUCGAAUUGUUGAAACAAUACCACAAGAGAGAUGACCCAGAAAACAAGAUUUUGAUCUUUGCUUUGUACAAGAAAGAAGCCGCAAGAAUCGAAAGAGCUUUGGUUCGUAGAGGUUAUCAAAUCGCUUCUGUCCAUGGUGAUUUGUCUCAAAGUCAAAGAACUGUGUCUUUGAAAGAAUUCAAAGAAGGUAAGAAGAACAUUAUGUUGGCCACUGAUGUCGCUGCUAGAGGUUUGGAUAUUCCAAAUGUUAAAACCGUUAUUAACUUGACUUUCCCAUUGACUGCGGAAGAUUACGUUCACAGAAUUGGUAGAACUGGUAGAGCCGGUAAGACUGGGGUCGCCCACACAUUGUUCACUGAUCAAGAAAAACACUUGUCAGGGGCUUUGAUCAACAUCUUGAACGGUGCUAAUCAAGCUGUGCCAGAAGAAUUGUUGAAGUUUGGUAGUCACACCAAGAAGAAGGCCCAUUCUGCUUACGGUGCUUUCUUCAAGGAUGUGGAUAUGUCAAAGAAAGCCACCAAGAUCAAGUUUGAUUAA
Molecule: messenger RNA, 1566 nt
Organism: Saccharomycopsis crataegensis
Lineage: Eukaryota; Fungi; Ascomycota; Saccharomycetes; Ascoideales; Saccharomycopsidaceae
Gene: DBP3
Product: RNA-dependent ATPase DBP3
Exons: 1
Coding region: 1-1566 (521 amino acids)
Biological process (GO): rRNA processing
Cellular component (GO): nucleolus
Molecular function (GO): RNA helicase activity; RNA binding; ATP binding
Source: RefSeq, a predicted model, not a curated record